UGGGCAGGUCAGGGUUAACCUCCCCCCCCCCCCCCCAGCCCCUCCCCCUCCACACUCCAUAAGUACCUCUCGGGGCACUUUUUUUGGGGCUCAGGAUGGCGAGGCCGGGACUCCCUUGGUCCUUCCUCCUCCUCCUCCUCCCGCUCUGCUGCGGCCCCCCUGCGCCCCCCCCCGCCGCUGCCCCCCCGUGUGGGCUCCGCAGCGUCUCGGUGGGGGUGGGGGCCCUGGGUUUGGGGUACCCCUCCCCUGAGACCGUGGUGUUCCGCUACUGCGGGGGGGGCUGCCCCGCACCCCCCACCCUGCACGGGCUGGCGCUGGGGGCUGUGCUGGGCCCCGGGGGGGCCGGGGGGGGUCCCUGCUGCCGCCCCACCCGCUACGAGGAUGUGGCAUUCCUGGACUCGGGGCUGCGCUGGCAGCGGCUGCCACGACUCUCAGCAGGGGCCUGCGCCUGCCUGGGGUGAGCCCCCCUCCAAAAUACCCCCCCCCGACUCCCCCUUGCCACUCCCCCUCAAAAAUAACUCCCCCCUCCCCCCAAAACCUCCUCCCCGUCUGUCGGGGGGGGGGGUUUUGGGGGGUCCCUCCCAUCACCCCCCACACCCCCAAAAGCACCCCCUGACCAUCAGCUCAGGGGGGUUUGGGGGUUCCCCAAAGGCUCCUCCUCCAAGCUCCCCCAAAACAGCCCCCCAAGAGCCAAGUGUGGGGUGUCAGUGUUUAUUUUGGGGGCGGGGAAUCCUGGGUGUCCUCAAUAAACACUGGGAGGUCGCUGA
Messenger RNA from Corvus hawaiiensis (hawaiian crow), 767 nucleotides. It is a transcript of the gene PSPN, whose product is annotated as persephin. The record is from RefSeq and is a predicted model, not a curated record. The coding region runs from base 96 to 461 and encodes 121 amino acids. NCBI's taxonomy places the organism in Eukaryota, Metazoa, Chordata, Aves, Passeriformes, Corvidae. Gene Ontology annotation, molecular function: growth factor activity; receptor tyrosine kinase binding; glial cell-derived neurotrophic factor receptor binding. The transcript has a single exon.